UCCAGGAAGUAUGACGUCAGGCUGCUGUUAGCCAGCUAGUGAUGGCUGCUACAAUGAGGCUUGUCAACAGAACCACUUUAAGAUUAAGAAUGGGCCAGCAAUAUAUGUCGUUCAGCUCCGCACCAAAGGAGAAGACGGCAUGUGUAAAAGCUGCUCAUGCUCUCCCACAAACGGUGAAAAUAGUGGAAGUUGGACCCAGAGACGGUCUUCAAAAUGAAAAGACUGUCGUUCCAACAGAGGCAAAAAUCAAUUUAAUUAACAUGUUGUCAGAGUCUGGACUUCCAGUCAUUGAGGCCACCAGCUUUGUGUCCCCUAAAUGGGUUCCUCAGAUGGCAGAUCAAGUGGAGGUAAUGAAAGGUAUCAUUAAGAAACCAGGAGUGUCUUAUCCAGUCCUCACGCCAAACCUGAAAGGUUUUCAAGCUGCUCUAAAGGCCGGAGCUUCAGAGGUGGCCAUAUUUGGUGCUGCAUCUGAGCUGUUUAGUAAGAAGAACAUAAACUGCUCUGUGGAGGAGAGUUUACAGCGCUUCGAGGAGGUCAUGAAGGCAGCUAAAGAAGCUGCUGUGCCAGUUCGGGGUUAUGUCUCGUGCGUUGUGGGAUGUCCGUAUGAAGGGCAGGUGGCGCCUGAAAAAGUUGCACAUGUGGCGAAGCGCCUGUACUCUAUGGGUUGUUAUGAGAUUUCUCUGGGUGACACUAUUGGAGUGGGGACUCCUGGAAGUAUGACUAAAAUGUUGGAAGCGGUGACCAAAGAGGUGCCAGUUAGCGCUUUAGCUGUUCACUGCCACGACACUUAUGGCCAGGCUCUGGCUAACAUCCUCAUAGCCUUGCAGAUGGGAAUCAGUGUGGUGGACUCAUCGGUAGCUGGACUGGGGGGCUGUCCGUACGCUCAGGGGGCUUCUGGGAAUGUUGCAACUGAAGAUGUUGUUUAUAUGCUGCAUGGACUUGGAAUUCAAACCGGAGUGGACCUCUCGAAGCUGAUGGAGGCUGGAGCUUUUAUCUGUCGAACCAUCAACAGGAAGACCAGCUCCAAAGUGGCACAAGCCACCUGCAAACUGUAGACAAAAAAAUGGUGGCUUUUUCCUAGGCUAUAUCAUCCUCAGUUUCCAAAAUAAAAUAUGGUUUGAUUCUAAAAUUUGUUGUUAAACAUUGUUUUCUGUAUUGAUAAUUAUAGCAUAUUAGUGCCUUAUGUAAAAUCUGUGAUUCGUAAGAGCACUUCUCUUUUAAAGGAAUGCGUUUGUCAAGUUGUGGUCAGUGGAUGAAGAAUGGACUUAACUUUAAGUUUCUAAUGACACAUUUUCAUGUAAAUACAGAUUAUAGCACUAAUAUCACAGCAGAAGAUUUAGUUCAGGAUGUACCUGUGGAAACCAUCAUGCCUUUGAAGUUUGGACAAUAUAUAAUGGUUAGUGAAACUGUUUCUUUUUAUUAACAUAUUCCUCAAGGUUAUUUAUUUAAAUUAUGUCUUUAAAUCUAAAAUGUACAUAUUUAUGAAAGUUUCAAAAAUAAAACUAUUUUACAG
Messenger RNA from Gambusia affinis (western mosquitofish), 1513 nucleotides. RefSeq names its product 3-hydroxy-3-methylglutaryl-CoA lyase (gene hmgcl). Bases 42 to 1055 code for a protein of 337 amino acids. The transcript is spliced from 9 exons. Lineage: Eukaryota; Metazoa; Chordata; Actinopteri; Cyprinodontiformes; Poeciliidae. Gene Ontology annotation, biological process: L-leucine catabolic process; ketone body biosynthetic process. The record is from RefSeq and is a predicted model, not a curated record. Gene Ontology annotation, molecular function: hydroxymethylglutaryl-CoA lyase activity.